GAGGUUUCGGAAGGUUUCGGCUCGGCAGGUUUCGGGCAGUUUCGGAAGGUUUUCGGAUCUCUGACGGAGGUUUAAGUUAGCUCCACAGCUAAUCCCAAAAGUCACGUCACCUGUGCGGACUCGAUUAAAAAGUUUCGCGGUGAAUCUGAGGCAGCUGCGGGAGUUCAGGCUGUUUGCUCCUAAAAAAACUUUGUGUUGCGUGUUUUUUUUUGCGGGACUCGUAUUUUCUCUGGCUUUCACGCAACCUGAACAUUUGCGUUUUCGGGACAGCUGCGGGUUUUAAAUGAAGCUCAGCCCCGCACACGCACUCGGUUAAAGAGUAAUAUCGGAGGGAAAUGCGGUAAAGAGGAGGCGGCUCGCUGCUCUGGGUCUGCUGCUGCACUGAGGCCUGCGGGUCGGGCUUCCACCGGGCUCGAGUAGAGCCCGACGCCGCCGUCGGAGGGUCGGAGGCCGGCAGUGCGCGCUGCCGCCGCCGGGCCUGCGCACCGCGGGAUGGAACGGAUGGAAGUGGACCAGUGCGCAGGCGCAGCUGGAGGGGCAGGAGGCGGGGCUCUCCGCAGGUCCAACAGCGCCCCCAUGAUCACCAGCGUCAGUGACGGGAUGACGGUCUUCAGUCCGGUCGUCUCGGCUCGAUACCGACGCAGCAGCGUGUCCAUCAACCCCAGCUGUCCUUCACAGCUCGUCCCUCUGUCUCCUUUCUCUCUGACCGCAGACAGACUCGACCACAAGAGGCAGGAGGAGAACAUGGAGAUGAUGCUCAGAGGAAGUCUGCAGAGAUUAAGUGCUUCCAGUCUGAUCCCAGUUCCUCCAGUCAGUCAGUGGCACGAUCACGCUCCUGUGUGGUUUCAGUCGCAGGACAGCGGAGUCACACCCAACUCCUCCCCCAGUCCCACCAGGAGGUUCAGACCAACAGUCAGCGCUACUGUGAGAUGGCCGGCUUUAACGCCACUCAAGAGGAAAGGCGGUGUGGAGUCUGACGGUCCACCCAAGAAGCUGUUCGUUGCCGGGGUAACAGAUCCCGCCCACCGCAGCAGCUACACAGUGAGCGUCUCUCAGUCGACGGCGGACUCUCCACCAGCAGGAGGCGUCAGUCCUCAGUCCAGCCCUCUGUCUCUGUCUCCUCCUCCCUCCUUCACCCCCUUCACCUCCCACCAGCACCCCGGACAUUAACCCCCCCC
Messenger RNA from Scomber japonicus (chub mackerel), 1178 nucleotides. RefSeq names its product P2R1A-PPP2R2A-interacting phosphatase regulator 1. Lineage: Eukaryota; Metazoa; Chordata; Actinopteri; Scombriformes; Scombridae. The transcript has 9 exons. Gene Ontology annotation, molecular function: protein serine/threonine phosphatase inhibitor activity. Bases 493 to 1170 code for a protein of 225 amino acids. The record is from RefSeq and is a predicted model, not a curated record.